This is a messenger RNA of Triticum aestivum (bread wheat), 2091 nucleotides long. RefSeq lists its product as uncharacterized. The coding region runs from base 1498 to 2091 and encodes 197 amino acids. The record is from RefSeq and is a predicted model, not a curated record. The transcript is spliced from 3 exons. NCBI's taxonomy places the organism in Eukaryota, Viridiplantae, Streptophyta, Magnoliopsida, Poales, Poaceae.
GUGUGGUUCCUCCCGUCGCUUGGCGCUUCUUUCCGGCCUCCUUGGCCUCGUGGUGGUGUUCGCAGCGGGGCGGCGUGGAUGUGUCCAAGACCGUGGUGCCGCGUGCUUGCGGGUGGCUUGAUGGUUGGAUGGCCCCGGUUCGAGUGGGUAGCGGUGCUUGGGGAUGUGGGAGAAAUCUUUGCCGGUUCUUCCGGCUCCGACGCGGUGACACCUGAGGGUGCCAUCAUUCCUUCUUGAAGGGCGUCGGCGCUACCCAUCACCCGCUCCCCUCUGUAUGCCGGGGGAAACCCUAGGACUCGUCCGGGCAGCAGCGUCGUUGGCGUCGCAUUCCUUCUUGGAGGUGCUGCUUGGUAUGCGGCGGGCCGGUGCCAUGGCGUGUGGUGGGACGAAGGUGGAGGGCGCAGCGGUGGCGGAUCAUUUGUGCUUGCCGAGCUGCCGUUGUUGGCUUUUAUUUCUUCUUUUUCCCUUUUGGGCUUGUUGUGCCGUUCGCCCCGGCAGUUAUCCUGUGAUCGUGUGUCUGGUGCUUUAUAAUAUAAAGCAGGGGAAACCCUUUUUCGGUAAGAACAUAGUUUGGGCCUAUUGUGAUAUUUUAUUUAUACGUCGUACAAGGCCUGCUACAUCGACAUCGACAGAAAUGGGGUCUCUUCUGGUCCGGUCAAACAGAAGCAGCUGUGCGAGCCUGGAUGUCCAGUGUGGGUCGAGUGAGAGCGAGUACACUGCCGUCGCCUCCUCUGCUCCCUAUAAACACCGGAGCUUCAAAAUGCUUCACUCGGGACUAAGGGACACCCGGGAGCUAUCACACAUUUCUCUUCAUCAUGUAUCAUGUGUGGAUGUCUGCAUCAGGCGGCAACUUUCUCUUCAUCAUGUGUGGAUGUCUGCAUCAGGCGGCACCUUUCUCUUCAUCAUGUGUGGAUGUCUGCAUCAGGCGGCACCUUUCUCUUCAUCAUGUGUGGAUGUCUGCAUCGAGAGACUUCUGGCUAGAUUUCCUGGCCACGCCCAUCUUUGGUAAUGCCUAAUUGCCUCUGGUAAUGAUUUAUUAGGUGUCUUAACCUCUGUAAUUGCUUACAUUAAGCCCUAUUAUUUGUGUCUAACACGCCCGUGGCUGCCGUAUUAUGCUGGUCGGCAACAUAGACACAUAUACUCAACGGCGCAUACUGUCCAGCUUUUGAUUAGAUUAGAUGGACGCCUCCGUAAGUAAAUAACUAAAGUUGACGGCCAAUCCACAACCAGACGUAGGUGCAUGGCCCACAUGAUCGAGCCCUUUGCGCUUUCACACAUCACACUUCCAUCUUCGUAGAUGCAUAUGACAUGGAAUGAUGGAAAGGCUCACAUACCGGCUACACUUGCACCGAUGCUUUUCGUGUGACAUCAGGCUGGUCACGAUCGCCAUUCUGGUGGCCGUGGGUAUAAGUCCCGCGGAGGCGCGUCAUUUCUUUCCCAAGACCGAGCAGACACGCGCGACCAAGCUAUAGGGUGAUCGAUCUACACGACCUGGCGAUGGGGGUGGCGUCGGCGGCACUCUGGGACAUCCUGGCGAAGGCCGCCAACGUGGCGCAGAUGUCCGGCCUGCACGCCGCCAUGCUGGUCGCCGUGGGCAUGAGCCUCCUGAGCAUCCCGCAGAGCAGGUGGGAGUGCGCCAAGCUCGAGCGGUGCAGCCGCAGGCUCCACGCGUUGCUGCAGUGGCCGACGUGCUGCGGGGCCGUGCUGCUGUGCUCGGAGAUGGGAGGCUCCGUUCUAAAGGCGCUCGUCGACGCGGCCGGACUCGUCGCCUCCUAUAAGAAGAGCACGCUGUGGCACUGCGUCCGGAGGGGCAAGGGCAUGGCCGCCCAGCUCCGGGACAUGCAGGACGUCGUUGACUCCUACUGCGGGCUCCUGCUCUACGUCAACGCGCAUCUCCUGCUACAACCGGCGACUCAUCGUCCCCCGCCAGAUGCUACUACGUACGGGGUUCAGGAGGUGAAUGAGAAUGACACACCACAGAGUCGAAGUGUGCUACAAGCAGUAACCAAUAGCCCGGGAGUUAAAGAAACUCGUGGCACUCAAAUGCCCAAUGAUGAUGGCGAGGGGGGAACAGGCAGCUGGACAGACUAG